Molecule: messenger RNA, 713 nt
Organism: Ectocarpus siliculosus
Lineage: Eukaryota; Phaeophyceae; Ectocarpales; Ectocarpaceae
Source: the annotation of a GenBank genome assembly
CCCCCUUCGGAGCUAACCCACCCCUGUUGUCACCAUGCAGAACGAGGCCGGAUCGAACGUUGACCUUUACAUCCCCAGGAAGUGCUCCUGGACCAACCGCCUCUUGCAGGCCAAGGACCACUCCUCCACCCAGAUCAACGUGGGCAAGUUGGACCCCGUUUCGGGAACCUUCACCGGAGAGUCGGACGUGUACGCGCUGGCUGGUUACUUGCGCGGCAGGGGUGAGGCCGACGAGGCGCUGACGUGCCUUGUCAACAAGAAGGACGAGUCGGAGCUCUGAGAUGCGCAAGGGUGGCGCGCUUGGGGCGGGGGUGGGAGAGGACGCGGAGCGGUCAUACCGCGACGCGUUUUUCUCUUAUGCAUUUCGGAUGACAAUCCACCAUCGCCGAACGACGGCUGUACCUUGGUAGUGCAAGCGAAGCUUUUCGGUUCAUUCAAGCGUUGGUGAAAAAGAAAAAGAAAACUGCUGGAUCCCUUGAUGGAGGUAAUCCGAGGCCCCCUGUCCGCCAAUGUCUCGCUUUUGAUGUUCUCCUGUGUUUCAGUCGUCUACCCCUUGGGUGAGCUUGUUGGGUGGAAUUUCUGGUGUUGUGUUGUCCGCCGAUGUUUUCGUCGGCAUUGGGCCUGACAUAUCUAGAUCCUGCGGGCUUGCUAGUGUGGCGAAACAUGGUGCCCGCACCGGCGCCCCGGGCAUUUAGAAAAGUAGUGAGGUCCAU